AUGUACACAUUUGAAAGAAUCGCCUUGUACCAGCAGUCAGUUUAGUGUAGCUACAGAGAUAGAAAUAAUACAAAAAAGUCAUCAGCAGUUUUGCUGAUAAAUAGGUAGGGUAGCAAUUUUGGAGUGCCGAUCGGUUUUGUUUUCGAAAUGUCUCGUGGUCCGGGUCCGAUACCUAACCGAUGGCUCUAUUGUCCUCGUAAAUCGGAGACGCUGAUCGCCGAAAAAUUUCUCGCUUUCAAAACGCCACUCAAGCAAGAGUUUGAAUCUCAAAUGCCAAUCGAUUGUUUGUUUGACCCAGAAAUGCUUUUCAGCGUAAUGAAGACGUAUAAGGUUAAAAUUGGAUUGUGGAUUGAUCUUACCAACACGAAACGUUUCUAUGAUCGGGCUGACAUCGAAGACCACGGUUGCCAGUACGUGAAAUUGCAAUGUCGUGGCCACGGCGAGACUCCCACACGAGAACAAACGAAUGCAUUUAUUGAAAUCGUGGACGAGUUUAGUAGAGAUCAUCCAUUGGAUGCGGUUGGGGUCCACUGUACUCAUGGCUUCAACCGCACAGGUUUUCUUAUUGUCUCGUACAUGGUCGAAAGACAAGACUGUGCCGUCGAGGCUGCUGUGGCAGCAUUUGCCAUUGCUCGAUCUCCUGGAAUUUACAAACAAGAUUACUUAUUGGAGCUGUUCCGGCGUUAUGGCGAUGAGGAAGAUACACCGCCAGCACCACCGCUUCCUGACUGGUGCCACGACGAUACCCCAGGCAAUGGUAAUGCUUCUACGGCGGAUGAUCCAUCCAAUAGAUGUAAUCUAAACGAUGAUGAGGAUAAUGAAGAUUACAACCAUCCAUCUGGAGUGAAACGUGAACUUGAAGGGGAAUGCAGUAAUUCCGAUAGGCCUAGCAAAAGGAAAAAAUCCAGAAGAGAAUUCGUUAAGAAAAAUGCGAAGUUCAUGGACGGCGUCCCUGGCGUAACAGUUGUUUCGGAUCUGUCACGUCUCGGUCAAUUACAACAACUUGCCCAAGAUAUGUGCGGCUGGGAAUCUGCAGGAUUUCCAGGUAGCCAGCCCGUGUCCAUGGACAACACGAAUCUUAGUUUAUUGCAGGAAAAGCCAUAUAGAGUAUCAUGGAAAGCGGAUGGCACACGUUACAUGAUGCUGAUUGUGAAAAAGGAUGAAGUCUAUUUCUUGGAUCGUGAUAACUCAUGUUUUGCUGUCUCAGGCAUCAGUUUCCCGCACUACACAAAUCUCCAUAAUCAUAUAACUAACACUUUACUAGAUGGGGAAAUGGUCAUCGAUAAAGUGGGAGGUGUUAACAGGCCACGGUAUUUGGCGUACGAUAUAAUUCGAUACGAUAACCAGGAUGUGAGUCAAAAACCGUUCUAUCCUAACCGUCUUACGUAUAUCGAACAACGAAUUAUAGCACCCCGAACAGAAGCGAUGAAACGCGGUUUAAUUGACCAGUCUCGUCAGCCAUUUAGCAUAAGAAAUAAGGAGUUCUGGGACAUAACCCAAGCAAAGGCGUUGCUCGGACCAAAAUUCGCUAAGGCUCUUUCCCAUGAUCCAGAUGGAUUGAUAUUCCAACCUGCGAAAGAGCCAUAUGUUGCCGGGGCGUGUCCAGCAGUGCUCAAAUGGAAGCCUCCCUCUUUGAAUUCUGUGGAUUUUAAACUUAGAAUAGUUGUAGAAACUGGCGAAGGGGUUUUACCUAAAAAAAUCGGUUGUUUGUACGUAGGUGGAUUCGAACGUCCAUUUUCAAAUAUUAAGCUCAACAAAGAACUAAGGGAGCUGGAUAACAAAAUUAUUGAAUGUAAAUUUGAAAACAACGCAUGGGUGUUCAUGCGGGAAAGAACAGAUAAAUCCUUUCCCAACAGCUAUAACACAGCAAGAAGCGUUUGUCAAAGUAUUCAAUACCCCGUAACAACGGAUAUCUUGUUGAAUUACAUUGAGAGAAAGAGAUACAAGCCUCCCCCGCAGGUUACGUCUCGACGUAACGACUUGACGCAAUAAUAUUCGAUAACUUUAUCCAAAAUAAAAACUUAUAAAUCAUAA
Molecule: messenger RNA, 2034 nt
Organism: Toxorhynchites rutilus septentrionalis
Lineage: Eukaryota; Metazoa; Arthropoda; Insecta; Diptera; Culicidae
Gene: mRNA-cap
Product: mRNA-capping enzyme
Exons: 7
Coding region: 148-1992 (614 amino acids)
Biological process (GO): 7-methylguanosine mRNA capping; protein dephosphorylation
Molecular function (GO): protein tyrosine/serine/threonine phosphatase activity; mRNA 5'-triphosphate monophosphatase activity; mRNA guanylyltransferase activity
Source: RefSeq, a predicted model, not a curated record